AUGUCCGUGCUACGACAGUUCGCAGCCACCGUCAUAGUGGACGUGUCGUGCUGCAUGCUGUUCGGGGUGGUGGCCGGGUGGACGUCGUCGGCGCUGCCGCUGCUGCAGUCGGACGCCUCCCCGCUGGGGGUGCCGCUGACGGUGGAGGAGGGCUCGUGGGUGGGCGCCGUCAGCACGCUGACGGGCACCGUGGGCACGCCGCUGUUCGGGCUCUGCGUGGCGCGCUACGGCUGCAAGCCGUCCGCCUUCCUCGCCGCCGCCCUCAUGCUCGGCAGCUGGGUGCUCAUCCUGGUGGGCCAGCACGUGGCCGUGCUGAUCGUGUCUCGGGCGCUGGCGGGCGUGAGCGGCGCGGGCGGCUUCGUCGUCUGCGGCGCCUACGUGCGUGACAUCUCGGAGGACGCAGUCCGCGGGUCGCUCUGCUCCUUCCUCGUCAUCGCCUACAUAAUCGGCCUCCUCUGCAGCUACGCGCUGCCCCUGGCGCUGUCUUACACGAUGACGGCGGUGGUGUCUCUGGUGCUGUCCGCCGCCUCCCUGGCGGGCCUCUUCUGGUUGCCGGACACGCCCUGGUACUACUUCAGCAAGGGCCGCCCCGACGAAGCCAAGGCCUCUCUGCGCUGGUUCAGGGUCGGCAAGACCGAGGAGGAACUGGAGACGGAGUUCGCAAUGAGGCAGGCGGCGGUCGAAAAGAAGCGGCUGGAAGACGCCGAGCGGCACGUGUCGCUGCGCGACCUGUUCGCCACCAAGGCCAACCGGCGCGCCUUCGCCAUUGGGAUGGUGGUGUGCGCCAACCAGCAGCUGAGCGGCAUCAUCGCGGUGGUGUCGUACGCCGAGGGCAUCUUCUCGGCGGCGGGCGGCGCCAUCGACCCCGCGCUCAGCGCCGUCGUGGUGGGCGCCUCCCUGCUGGGCGGCGUCGCCGUCUCCACGCUGCUGACGGACCGCGCGGGCCGCCGCGCGCUGCUGUUGCUUAGCAACGCGGGCAUCGCCGUCUCGACGGCGGCGCUGGGCGCCCACUUCUACGUGACGCGCGCCGGCGGCUGGUCGCCCGGCUGGCUGCCCAUCGCCUCCCUGUGCGUCUUCGUCGUGACCGUCUCGCUGGGCGUCUACCCGGUGCCCUACGUCGUGCUCGCCGAGAUCUUCUCGCAGCGCAUCCGCGAACUGGCCACCUCGCUCGGGCUGACGCUGCUGUGGGGCGUGUGCUUCCUGGUCGCCAAGCUCUACCCGUCUGUGGCCGCUGCCUGGGGCGACCACGUCUGCUACUGGUUCUUCUGCGCCAGCUGCGUCGCCUGCGGGCUCUUCAUCGCGCUGGUGAUGCCCGAAACCAAGGGCCGCUCGCUCGAGGACAUCCAGAACGACCUCGCGGCCGGCAGGCUCUGCGGCAGGAGGGCCAAGACCGAGGAGGCGAUCUUCAGCUCGUCCAGAUGGCUCACGCUCAGCGGCCAGAAUCUCAGCGUCAACAAUCAGAAGAAAGAGAUCGUCUGGUGACCGUCUCCAUCCGUAAGGGGCGUGCCAUGACCUCGCGCCAUCGGAUCCGAAUCUUGAUCCGUCCAUGUGAUUC
Schistocerca piceifrons (Central American locust) is the source of this 1555-nucleotide messenger RNA. Its product is annotated as facilitated trehalose transporter Tret1-like. The transcript has 5 exons. Bases 1 to 1482 code for a protein of 493 amino acids. The record is from RefSeq and is a predicted model, not a curated record. Gene Ontology annotation, cellular component: membrane. Lineage: Eukaryota; Metazoa; Arthropoda; Insecta; Orthoptera; Acrididae. Gene Ontology annotation, biological process: transmembrane transport. Gene Ontology annotation, molecular function: transmembrane transporter activity.